This is a messenger RNA of Meira miltonrushii, 2155 nucleotides long. RefSeq lists its product as uncharacterized. Bases 256 to 2073 code for a protein of 605 amino acids. Gene Ontology annotation, biological process: protein polyubiquitination; ubiquitin-dependent protein catabolic process. NCBI's taxonomy places the organism in Eukaryota, Fungi, Basidiomycota, Exobasidiomycetes, Exobasidiales, Brachybasidiaceae. The transcript has a single exon. The record is from RefSeq and is a predicted model, not a curated record. Gene Ontology annotation, molecular function: ubiquitin protein ligase activity.
GUUUAGAAGAUUGUGCGGGAGUGUUGAACUGAAAGCCUUUAGCGUCGGCUUCUAAACGCGUCAUGCAUGAAUGAUAUGCAUCUUCACUCUACAAGUCGCCGCAAGAUUUAACUCUGGAUACACACAUAGCUUGAAAAUAUUUCAUAAAAGGCAAUUCAAUGACGACAAGAUAAGCAUCUAAGUCUGCAUAUAUGCACUGCACAUCAUUCAUAUUUGACAUCUAACGACAAUCAAUACGAUGCAAAUCAUAUAGCGAUGGAGGUGUCAUUGCAGAGUAUCAAUUACUUUGCAGAUCAAAUCAACGGAUUGGAUGGCGAUCAUGCACAAUCAAUCAAAAAUCAAUUCAGACGAACGGUGGAGUAUGUAUUGGUGAAAGAUUUGGAGAAGAGAUGGAAUACAGAACGAAAGGCAUGUUUGCAAGUUACCCUGGCGAUAUUGAGCAUCUACAGAAAGUUGGACAUUCAACCAGGCCAACGCUUCUUAGAUCUCUUGGUUCAUAUCAAUCCCGAUCAUGUUUCGGACAUAUUUCAACAUCAAUACGAAGAGAAUGAUAUAGCAGAAUUAGGGUACUGGCUAGUGGGCCUAUGUGGAAAGUUGGUAUGGGAAUCCCACUCUGCUCUCUUUCUCGCCCAUCGGAUAGCCGAAUCAGCAUUCAUGGGACCGGCGAUCCUAUUGGAUUGUAUCGCACAAUACUUUUCACGCUCUUCACAACGUAUAGACAAUUCACAAUUUCAUGUCGUCGCAUUUGAUGCGCUCAUUCAACGGCUAGACCAGAGCAAACAAGAGAAAUGGAUGCCUACAAUGCGUUCAUGUCGACACAUAAUACCAACAAGUACAAAGCUUACAUUGAUGGAACAACAAUUCCAACGUAGAAAGAACGAGAAUGAAAAGUUGGUCAUGUAUGAUCACAUCUAUGCAGGAACAGCGUAUAGAAGAGAUGCUCCCGAUCAAAAACACGUUUGUCAUUUAAAAGUUCAAAGAGAUCAUCUCUUACAAGAUUCUAUGAAUUGUUUUAAUAAAAUGUCAAAAGAUAUCGUCAUUGAUGGUUUGGAUAUCGCCUUUAUAGGAGAAGAUGGUCAAGAUCGUGGCGGGUUAACGAAAGAAUGGUGUUUACUAAUGAUUGAAAGUUUACGGGAUAUAAUCCUCAUUCAAACUGACGAUCAGGCGGAGUUUAUGGAUCUUCGAAAUGAUUGUACUGAAGAACAGGCUCAAUUGUUCGGGAUCGUGCUGGGAAUUGCAAUCCUGCGAAGGGUGGCUAUUGAUGUCCCCUUAGCCCCAUACGUCUAUGAUCUUUUAAGCAGCUCUGAUACAAAUACACAGCCGUCAUUGGACAUGCUUCACUACACACGACCUGGAUUGGCUGAUGGCCUUUCCAAAAUAAUGACAUGGGAUGAAGUGAAGCAAGGAAGCAUUGAGGAUGUCUUGGGUGUUGACUUCACGUUUUUUGAUGAGAAGAAUGCCAAAUCUAUCAACCUCCUACCGAAUGGGGAUCAAAUCACGGUCUCGAUGCAAAAUAGGUCAAAGUAUGUUGAUGCAAUUCUCUUCUAUCUCUUGCAAAGACGGAUUCAAGACACUCUGUUCAACAUACGAGAAGGGUUUUCACGUGUUUGUUUUGGCAUCAGUGGUUUGGAAUUGUUCACCUUUUCCGAAUGGAGUUCACUCACAUACGGAAAAGAAAUGGCAGCCAAUACGGCAUCUUUACAAAGAUCUUGUCAAGUUUUGAUGCAUGCCAAAAGCGCAAAAGAAAGAGAAGAGAUGCAUACUUAUCUCGCCUUAUUUUGGUCAAUCGUUGAUGAUUUCUCGAGAGACGACUUGCGUAAUUUACUUCACUUUGUCACUGCAAGUCAUCGAAUGCUCACCUUGCGAUCUAUGAAUGAUACCGCGGGAAAGGAAUCACCUUUCACCAUCCGUUUGUUGGAUCCAAUACCGACAAGUAUGCAGACCUAUCCUCUACCCACUGCUUCGACGUGCAGCAAUACACUCUUCUUACCUCAGUAUCCAUCUUAUGACAUCCUUCAACGAUGUCUCUUGUUUGCCAUACGGAAUGGCAAUCAAGGAUUCGGCCUUUCAUGAGAAAAUCGCAGCAACUCAUUUGUACUUUACCCACACGCAUUUGUACUUUACACAUUCUUAGACUUUAAUAUAUGCAUUAAGG